AUGGGCCACGAUGCACAACCGGGAGAUGCCAAGCACGAAGACAAAGAUUCAGAACCUCAGUCGCCCGCCUCCGACGCCUCACAGAAAUCGCACCUCCCGAGCAGGCCUCCCACGGCACACACCGCCGCGCCCUCGGAAGCGGACAUCACGGAAGCAGUCCCGGCAGACAGCGAGGAUAUCCUCACCCUGCCCCAUCGCGGCGGCCGACACGAGAGCCACGAGGUGCAUUCUCCCCGUUCGUCGACUUCCUCGCAGAGGACGGCGAGCGACAACGACAACGACAAUAAUCAUAAUGAGGGCCCGCACGACCACCAAUUGCCGCCGCACCGCACGCGCAGCCGCGCCACGUCCGCGACCCGCUCCCUCAACCGCGUCGCGACGAGAGUCCCGCGCGCGGAGCGCAGAGGUCUCCUGGCCCGCUUCUGCCUCCUCGACGAGGUGACGAAUGCCUGGGACUACCCGCGGAAAAUGAAGUGGAUCCUGACCGCCAUCGUGGCCUUGGCCGGCGCAGCGGCGCCCAUGGGCUCUUCCAUCAUCCUCCCGGGGCUGGUGGACAUUGCAAAGGCCUUCGACAGUACCGCGACGAUCGUGAAUCUGAGCGUGGCCAUGUACCUGCUCAGCAUGUCGAUUUUCCCGCUCUGGUGGAGCAGCUUCUCGGAAACGCUGGGACGGAGGACCAUCUACAUCGUUUCCUUCUUUCUCUUCCUGGUGUUCAAUGUCCUCGCGGCCGUGAGUACGAGUAUAGGCAUGUUCGUCGUCAUGCGGAUCUUGUCCGGUGGAGCGGCAGCCUCCGUGCAGGCGGUGGGAGCCGGCACGAUUGCCGACGUCUGGGAAGUCAGGGAGCGCGGAGCCGCAAUGGGUUUGUUCUAUCUCGGUCCUCUCUGUGGCCCGCUACUCUCGCCCAUCAUCGGUGGUGUCCUCACGCAAACCCUGGGGUGGAGGGCUUCGAUGUGGUUCCUGGCCAUCUUCGGUGGCUGCCUGUCGAUAUUCAUCGUCUUUUGCCUCCCUGAAACCCUGCGACAACGAAAGCCAAUCGCGGCAGAAGCAGAGCGGGAAGCAGUCGCUGAGGUAGCGGGUGAAGUCGACGAGAAGGGACAGCCCAGACCGCAACUCAACCGCACAACCACAAAGCAGUCCGUCAAGGUCAAGUCUAGGAAGUACCUGGUCAUGGCCCGACGAGCUUUCAUCGACCCUCUCCACAUCAUCGUCUACCUCCAGUUCCCCGCCGUGGCCAUCUUGAUCAUGUACGCAUCCAUUGCGUUCGCAUCGCUGUACAUGCUCAAUAUCUCCGUCCAGCAGACUUUCUCCCAAGCACCCUACCAUUACGGCAGUAUCAUUGUCGGUUGCCUGUACAUCCCAAACAGCGCCGGCUACUUCCUCUCAUCCAUCUUCGGCGGACGAUGGGUCGAUCGCAUCAUGCAUCGCGAAGCACGUAAAGCUGGACGCUACGACGAGAGAGGUCGUCUGAAGUUCAUCCCGGAGGACCGAAUGAAGGAGAAUGCCUGGAUCGGAGCUUCCCUAUUUCCAGCUUCCAUUCUCGCCUAUGGAUGGUUUGCACAGUACAAGAUCAACGUCGCGGCCGCGCUGGUGUGCAACUUCUUUUUCGGAAUCGGUUCCAUGCUGGUAUUUGCGCUGGUGACAACCAUGCUGACCGAAUUCAUGCCACGGAAAGCCAGUAACGGUGUUGCCCUGAACAACUUCGUGCGGAACAUCUUGUCUUGCGUUGGGACUGUGGUAGCUGAGCCGCUGAUCGUGGCCAUUGGGAACGGCUGGCUCUUCACCGGCCUAAGCGUGAUCGCUGCCACGGCCGGGUGCGCCACUAUAUGGGCUAUGAAACGCUUUGGCCCUGUCUGGAGGGUGGAAAUGGAUAAGCGCAUGGAGAAGGUCAUGGGCGAUUGA
This is a messenger RNA of Lecanosticta acicola, 1899 nucleotides long. Lineage: Eukaryota; Fungi; Ascomycota; Dothideomycetes; Mycosphaerellales; Mycosphaerellaceae. The record is from the annotation of a GenBank genome assembly.